AUGCUUUCUUUGCUGUGCGGUGGGGUAGCAUUCCUCCUCCUUUCUCUUCCCUCCACCGCCUACAAGUUUGCCCUCUGUCCCAAGUCCGUUGACAAUCCCUUUUUUGAUGCAUCUCGAGAUGGCUGCUUCGAUCGAGCUCGAACGCUGGGAGUGGAAUGCCUCUAUGUUGGCCCCAACGUGUUUGAGAAGACCGGAUCGCUGCAGGCCAGCAUGGUGCAAGAGUUGAUGGACAGCAUGGAUGACCUCGAUGGGCUGUCCAUCUCGAUACGAGGAGCCGAGUUUAUGAGGCCAGUGAUUGCGGAGGCCGUGGCAAGAGGUAUCCCAGUGGUGACCUUUGACGCAGACGAUCCAGGUUCAGAGAGGGCUUCCUAUAUUGGAACCGACAACUAUUUCUUUGGAGAACAGCUGGCCAAGACGCUCGUCCAGAUCCGGCCAGAGCCAGGGACCUUUGGCAUAAUCACGGACACGCCCACCAACAUUGUGGAUAGAGAACGAGGAGUCCGAGAUGUGUUGCUAAGGGAAGGUUGGACGGAAGUCCAGGAAUCUCCCCAAUACGAAGAAGGUUCGGGUGAAUUGGCAAUUGACCAGAUGCGCUACUUGUCGACAAUUUAUCCAGAUAUCACCGCCAUCAUCCCGGUCAUGGGAGCUCCCAUGUUUCUGGAAGACAAGUGGAAGGAACUGGUGCAGGAGUUUCGGAAUGUAACCUUUGUAGUUGCGGAUGGACUGCCGGUACAGCUCAACCUACUCUCGCAGAACUAUGCUCAUGGGUUGGUAGCUCAACUUCCUUACGAGAUGGGCGCCAGAUCAGUGGACUCUUUGUUGGCCCUGAAAAAGGCCAUGGAAGAGAGAGAAACGACAACCAUGCCGUAUGACGUGUUGGAAGACUUUCAAGGCACCAACUGCCUCAGUCAUUUGCAGAUCCCGUUGGUCUUACCGGAGCUCAAGGUGGACCAGAAUCAUCUGGGCAAUCUAUCCAUCAUUGGGUUCACUCUCUUUGCUGUCAUAUUCGUGACGGCAGUGGGAUUCGCUGUGUGGGCUUGGUCCAAUCGGACACUUGCGGUUGUGCGCAUUUCUCAGCCUGGCUUUCUUGUAAUGGUGGCAUUGGGAGCGCUGGUAAUGGGAGCAACCAUGCUACCCCUCAGCUUUGACGACUCCCGCGCCCAACACAACGAACUGCGGGGCACGGUCAUGUGCAUGAGUGUUCCAUGGCUGGCGUUCCUUGGAUUCACAAUCACCUUUAGUGCCCUCCUUGCCAAGACCUGGCGAAUCAAUCAACUCUUCAUGAACAGUGGCCAGUUUCAACGCGUUCAAGUCACUGCCGGCCAAGUGGCGCGUCCCUUUCUUCUUCUCUUUGCCGCCAAUACCAUUGUCCUUACCGUGUGGACCAUUCUGGAUCCAUUGCGUUACGUGCGACUGGACAUGGAAGGGACGGACGCUUGGAAUAGAGUCUUGGCAACGUACGGCUCUUGUCAGUCGAACAACGCAGUUCCGUAUAUGUCAGUGCUGGGGGCGCUCAAUCUACUGGUGCUGGCCAAAGCCAACUGGCAGGCAUACAGAGCGAGAAACAUCAAGAGCGAAUUCUCGGAAGCCCAUUACAUCGGUGUUACCAUGGCCAGCAUGUUGCAAGCAACACUCAUCGGUGUACCACUCCUGUUUCUGGUUCGGGACAUGCCACAGGCAUUCUACUUGACUCUGGUCUUUAUGAUAUUCACUGUCACCAUGGUCAUACUUUUGCUCAUCUUUGUCCCAAAGGUUGCAUUUACAAAGCGCUUCAAAAUCAGAUCUCGCAAGUCUCAAAAGAGAAUCAUUGCAGAAUCCAUCGCAGAUUCAAGUCGUUACCUGCCGGGAUCAUCUGGUAACCUUGGUCCUGGUCGUCGUGUAUCCAAUGUCUCCUUCCCUGACGGGGUCCGUAACCGCGGAAAGCCGCAGUUGGAAAACACGUCGGUCCAAGACUUUAUAGAGGCUGCCCGCAAUGGCCACGUGUCCGAUGUCGAAAGUGGAGGGUACGCGAGCGGGGGCCGUGCACAAGGUAGCGGCUCUGAGGAUAGCUUGAUAGGCCUUGGUAGCAGCAAAGGUGACGAUGAAGAAAUUGAUUCGGCGGCCAGGUGGAGGGCUUCCAUGGAACUGGCGAAAGGAAUUGGAUUGGCAGGCUUAACUGCAUCCGGUGUGGCUUUGGAUACAACUUGUACUACUUCUGUGACCACUCAGCCAGUGCACCCAGAGGCAUCAGAUGAGGACAGUGCAACUGGAUCAACGCGUGAAGAAUUCAGAUCAGAACCAUUAUCAGUGCCGUCAUCGCCAUCGUCCCCGAAGGAACCGAUAUCUUGA
Messenger RNA from Seminavis robusta, 2328 nucleotides. The record is from the annotation of a GenBank genome assembly. Lineage: Eukaryota; Bacillariophyta; Bacillariophyceae; Naviculales; Naviculaceae.